Molecule: messenger RNA, 1707 nt
Organism: Coniosporium apollinis CBS 100218
Lineage: Eukaryota; Fungi; Ascomycota; Dothideomycetes
Exons: 1
Coding region: 1-1707 (568 amino acids)
Biological process (GO): mRNA splicing, via spliceosome
Cellular component (GO): U4/U6 x U5 tri-snRNP complex
Source: RefSeq, a predicted model, not a curated record
AUGUCUACGUCCACGUCUACGAAGCGGCCUCAUCCAGGCGAUGGCGACCUUCCGGACGGCAACAAGCGACCGCGCUCAAACAAUGCCUCGCCCGCUCCGCCCAGCAAGCCGGAUAUCGCAAAGCAGAUCGCCGAAGCACGCGCGCGUGCCGCAGCACUGGUAGCAGCUAGAUCCGCUCCAGCUCAGCCUGCUGCUCAGCCUGCAGCUCAGUCUCCAGCAGAUGCGGCGCGCGCAAAGAUCGAGGCCAUGAAGGCCAGAGUCGCGGCCGCGACGGCGAAGGCGCAAGCACCGACUCAGCAGCGGACCGCAUCCCCCAUGCCUGCAUAUCAGCCUCCGGAGUUCGACGAGGGCCUUACAAGGGCAAGAGGCGGCUUGGGCAUCGGGCUGCAUCCGGCUCUGAUGGGGGAUGUUGGUCAAGCUGGAGCGAAGGGCAAGCAGGCUAUCCAGCCGAAAUUCGCAACGACCAUGGCGAACAGGCGGGCUGAGUCGCCGGUGCAGAGGCCGGGAAAGGAGAAGAAGCAGCUUGACCUCUCCGCACCCAGUCUGGAAGAACUGAGGAAGGAUCCUAAUUAUGAUGCCAAUCUUGCCGCGCAGUCUGGGCUCAGGAAUCGGCGUUCGAGGCAGCUUGUCUUCAACCAGAAAGGCAAGUAUAUCGCACAGGCCAGCGCUCUUCGCCGUCAAGCUGCUCUCGAGGCUAUGAAGAGGCGUAUUGCCGAGCAAGCCAAAAAAGUGGGACUGGACGAAGACAACGAGAAAGCGUUCCUUGUUCCUGCUCCUCCGGACAUUGAGUGGUGGGAUGAGAACCUUGUGGAUGGGAAGGACUACAGUGUCGUUGAGGACCCCGGGAAGAUCAAGGUCGACACCGCCGACUCCAUCAUCACCCGCUACAUCCAGCAUCCCGUCCUCCUCGAACCUCCGCAAGAGAAGAACAUGCCGCCACCAAAACCCAUGUUCCUCACCAAAACCGAGCAAGCCAAGAAGCGCCGCCAAGAACGCAACGCCAACCACAAGGACGAGCAAAUGAAAAUCCGUCUAGGCCUAGUACCGCCGCCGCCGCCCAAAGUCAAGAAAAGCAAUCUCAUGCGCGUUCUCGGUGAGCAGGCCGUCAAGGAUCCCACGGCCGUCGAGGCGCGCGUAAACCGUGAAAUCGCCGAGCGCGCUGCCAAACACGAGGAAGAAAACGAAGCUCGCCACCUCACGCACGAGCAAAAACUCGAGAAGCUUGCGAGAAACCAGGAAGCAGACGCUGCGAAGGGGAUUCAGGUUUGCGUGUUCAAGAUCGACAACCUCAGCUUCAAGAAGCACAGAUCCAAGAUCGACAUGAAUGCAAAGCAGCUGGCGCUCACGGGGAUUACCAUUCUGCAUCCGAGGAUGAAUCUGGUGAUCAUCGAGGGUGGGCCGCAUGCUGUCAAGUUCUACAAGAAGCUGAUGCUGAACCGCAUCGAUUGGACCGAAAAUGCUAUGCCUAGCAGUGUUCGAGAGGGGAACAAGGAGGCCGAAGCUGAAUUCCUCCAGGCGACGGACGAGAAGGGCGAGCUGAAAGACCUAUCGCACAACAAGUGUCAAUUAGUAUGGGAGGGCGAGGAGAGGGCACGGGCUUUCAGGCGAUGGGGUUCCCGAGUCUGCGAAACGGACACGGAUGCCAAGGACGCGUUGAGCAGGUCUAAGAUGGAAAACAUGUGGACCCUGGCAAAGAGCAUGAAAUGA